Paramisgurnus dabryanus is the source of this 1387-nucleotide messenger RNA. RefSeq names its product FYVE, RhoGEF and PH domain-containing protein 5-like. The record is from RefSeq and is a predicted model, not a curated record. Lineage: Eukaryota; Metazoa; Chordata; Actinopteri; Cypriniformes; Cobitidae. Gene Ontology annotation, cellular component: cytoplasm. Gene Ontology annotation, molecular function: metal ion binding; guanyl-nucleotide exchange factor activity.
AUGAAACAGGCAAAUGGGUCAGGGCAGUCAACAAACAUAAACCAGACACAAAACGCGGAGGGGGUUCAUGUUCCUCUGACACAUCAGCUGCUGCGAGUCAUUGUGCGUGUGCUCCAGUACCGUAUGUUGCUCACAGAUUACUUAAACAAUCUCUCACCAGAUUCUAAAGAGUAUGAAGACACACAAGCUGCAUUGGCAAUCGUGUCAGAGGUUGCCGACCAGGUUAAUGACAAUCUAAAACAUGGGGAGAACUUGCUCCGACUGGUCCACAUUGACUACAGUGUGAGGGGCAAGAGAGACCUUCUUCAGCCAGGAAGGGUUUUUGUCAAGGAGGGCACUCUGAUGAAAGUCUCUCGUAAAUGCCGACAGCCAAGACACCUCUUCCUGAUGAAUGAUGUAAUGCUGUACACAUAUCCUCAGCAGGACGGUAAAUACAGACUAAAGAACACACUUACUCUAAGUGGGAUGAAGGUCAGUAAACCAGUUUUAGACAAUGUGCUCAACACACUCAGGAUAGAAGUCGGUGAUGUUACCAUCACACUCUCAGCGAGUUCUUUAGGAGAGAGAGAGGACUGGUUUCACACGCUGAGCAGAGCUAUAGCAGAUCAUGCUGCGGGUCUCAACACCUUCAGUUGUUCUAGUGAGGCUAGAGAGAAACUAUGGAUGUCUUUAGGAGAGGCCGCACCUGUUCUGGUUCCUGUUUCACAUGUAAUGAUGUGCAUGAACUGCACGUCUGAUUUCAGUCUAACACUGCGACGACAUCACUGCAAUGCAUGCGGAAAGGUGGUGUGUCGUUCCUGCUCGAGGAACAGAUACCCUCUUAAGUAUCUGAAGGACAGGAUGGCUAAAGUGUGUGACCACUGUUAUGCCGAGCUCAGAAAGAGAGGUGGUAAUAUUCCUGGAACAUGUGGGAGUGCAAGUCCCCACACAAACAGGGCCAGCAGACCUUUAUCUGCUGUGUUUCAAAGCCUCCAGCCACCGAGUCUGUGGAGGAACAGAAAGAGCACUUCGCCUCUCACACAGGUGUCUGUGGGUGCAGAGGGUUCCACUAUGAGUGGCAGUCUGCAGAGACGCAAAAAGAGCAAAAGGAAGUGGAAGAGGCUGUGGUUCCUGCUCAAAGACAAGGUGCUCUACACCUUUAAAGCACGAGAGGUGAGGGGGCCCAGAGUCUCCUACACCAGUGUGUAUUAGAUUACACACACUAACAUACUAUAUAUACAUCACAUCUAGAUACAGAAAUCAUUUAGAUUACAUUACACUACUCCUGUAGGCACCACCCAGCAAGCAAUUUGCGUUUGAAGGGUGUCCACUGUAAUAUCCGUAAAAAACAUUGGUUAUUAAUAAAAAUGUAUUAGAUGCUUAAGCAGUGGCGGCUCGUGACUGUUCU